Messenger RNA from Closterium sp. Naga37s-1, 2880 nucleotides. NCBI's taxonomy places the organism in Eukaryota, Viridiplantae, Streptophyta, Zygnematophyceae, Desmidiales, Closteriaceae. The record is from the annotation of a GenBank genome assembly.
AUGUCGGGAUUCACCACGAAGGGCCGGCCGAUAGUCCCAUCGUUCGGCCUAUGGCGAACCGGCGGCAGCGAGGGUCCGACAGACGCAUCGUCAAUCUCACAGGUGUUUCGGGAGGCGGGUAAGAAAGCACUGCAGGCGAAGCAGCAGCAGCAACUGGCGUUAGAACCGUACGAGGAUAGCGAGAAGACCGCUAUUAACGGAUCUUUCUCCUCUUCUUCCUCCUCAUCGUCCUCUGCUGCUACCCACCCUUCCUCUGAUUCCCAUUCCUCUUCCGUGUCCCACCCCCCAGUACCAUCCCACCCUUCCACUGCGCCGUACCCUGCCAUAGACCCAUACCCUUUCGCAGCAGCCAACUCGUUCGUCCUGUCAAUACCGCUUCAAGCAGGACCUAAAAACGCCACACACUCGCCAACUUCUGAGUCGACUCAAAAAUCGCUUCAAGCAGGACCUAAGAAUGGCACCCAUUCUCCAACCUCUCAAGUCCACCCCACCGCACCCGAAUCAAGUCCGAUCCUUUCGCCUCGCCAUGCUCUCGCGUCGUCUCCCACGCGCCUCGAUCCCUCUAAAAACCCGACCUUGGAGUCGCACCCCGCCACGGCUCGCUCUCCGCACUCGUCACCGCACCCUCCGGCGUUUUCAAUCAAAGCGACCGUCGCGUCGCUCGUGGGGAGCGUCAACCUGCUCAGCCUGAGCGACAGCUACGCUGCCGGCGACGCGUCGACAAUAUCCACCGUGUUUCGCGACAAGAAGAAAAAAAUCCUGCAGGAGAAGCAGCAGCAGAAAGGGCUGCUGCUCCUCUCCCCCACACGCGAAGACCCGUCCCCUCCGGCGCCCUCAGGUGCUCCUCCAGGUGCUUAUUCAGGUGCCAUUCCCAGUAAAACCGAGCCUUCACCUGCGAGGGCUGUACCGGCUGCAGAGUCCCUUUCUGUGCUCAGCCUGAGCGACAGUUACGCCGCAGGCGACGCGUCGACGAUAUCGGCCGUGUUUCGCGACAAGAAGAAGAAGAUCCUGCAGGAAAAGCAGCAAAAGGGGUUCGCACUCUCCCCCACACGAGAGCUGACAGCCGUUGAUGAUGCUCAAUCUUCUCAUGCUGAGACGGUUCAACGGUCAUCUGUUGAGGCUGCUCAACGGUCCCCGCAGCGAAACUCAUGGUCGGGAAACUCGAACGCCGUGCACCCGGAAACUCCGGCGGAAGUUCCUACGUGGCAUCCUCAUCAGCUUCAAGGCGGUCCGUCUGACGUGGACUCGGACGCGUCGACGAUUUCCCUGGUUUUCCGGGAUAUGCGGCACAAGGCGCGGCAAGAGCGGCAGGAGCGGGAAUCAAAGGGGGUUGGAGGUGACGUGAGAGUUCAAGCGAGCACAGGAGCACAAGUGCUAGGAGCAGUCGAAUCAAGAGCAACAGGUGUAGCAGCAGGUCUAGCCGCAGAGGGCGAAGCAUAUCCCGUCUCGCCAAUACACGCUCUCGCGAGCCCCAACCGUCCCGAAUCCAGCCAACCGGCCAUCGAUCUCUGGCCGUCUAGCUCGCCGGCCGCAGCAGCCGGGCCUGCGGGGGAGAACGUGUCGCUAGUCUUCUGGUCGCGGCAGCAGGAAGGGCACUCGGGGGAAGACGCCAAGACGGCGAAAUUUGGGGAGAGAAUCCGGAAAGGUUCAGGCGAGGGUGGGGGGGCUGCUGUGGGGAAUGCGGCGGAAGGAGCAGGGGUAGAGAGCGCAGGAGGGGGAGGAGGUGGAGGGGGAGAAGGCGAGUUUGAGGCGUCGUUUAGAGCGUCGCACCCGCCUCACUCCACGGCGCAUGGGACGGCGCAGGAAGGAGCGCAGAUGACGGGGGUAGGGGCGGCGCAGGGGGCGGUGGCGGCGGAGGGGGAGGGGGAAGGGGCGGAGAGGGAGGCGGAGGAAAUCGACGAGGACGUGUUGCACGCGUGUGUGGAUCCCGCGUACGCGGACCCGCGGCGGCAGUUCAUGUCCAACCCCACGUGCUCUCUGGACGAGGCGUUUGACGCCAUCCUGCAGAACAUGGAUAGCGGCCCUCUGGGCGCUGACGCGCGAGCCACGGCCCAGGUGAGAUGGAGACCAGUAGAGCUCUUGAUGACUUUCUUGGAACGUACACAAGCGAAACCUAUGUGCUCGCUGGACGAGGCGUUUGACGCCAUCCUGCAGAACAUGGAUAGCGGCCCUCUAAGCGCUGACGCGCGAGCCACGGCCCAGGUGAGAUGGAGACCAGUAGAGCUCUUGAUGACUUUCUUGGAACGUACACAAGCGAAACCUAUGUGCUCGCUGGACGAGGCGUUUGACGCCAUCCUGCAGAACAUGGAUAGCGGCCCUCUAAGCGCUGACGCGCGAGCCACGGCCCAGGUGAGGUGGAGACCAGUAGAGCUCUUGAUGACUUUCUUGGAACGUACACAAGCGAAACCUAUGUGCUCGCUGGACGAGGCUUUUGACGCCAUCCUGCAGAACAUGGAUAGCGGCCCUCUGGGCGCUGACGCGCGAGCCACGGCCCAGGCUAGCCUGCAGUCACCGUUCGAGCAGCUAUUGGAAGGGAGUGAGUCUCCUAGCCCAGAGCACAACCACCAACACCAGCAGCAGCAGAAGCAACCACUGUCACCGCAGCAUGCUCAGCCUAGGUCAGAGCAGCACAGCAGGGCUGGACAAAGCACGGAUGAGGACGAGGCGAGGACGAGCGGGUGGCAGCUUCAGCUGCCCCUCCCGCUCUCCCACCGCGCCCAGCAGCAGCAGCAGCAGCAGGAGGGGGGUCAGGUGGGGUUGCGCGGGCUGAAAGCGCGCAGCAGGGCGUUUGUGAACAAAGUGAUGACCAAGCUGAACGGGCGUGCGGGCAUGGGCAGCAGUCCACACAACGCUCCCUUCAUCCAGGAGCGUGCGAAGUGA